Molecule: messenger RNA, 453 nt
Organism: Glossina fuscipes
Lineage: Eukaryota; Metazoa; Arthropoda; Insecta; Diptera; Glossinidae
Product: alpha N-terminal protein methyltransferase 1-like
Exons: 3
Coding region: 1-453 (150 amino acids)
Biological process (GO): N-terminal protein amino acid methylation
Cellular component (GO): cytoplasm
Molecular function (GO): N-terminal protein N-methyltransferase activity
Source: RefSeq, a predicted model, not a curated record
AUGCUUGGAGGGCUAGGCUACAUCAACACUUUAGAUAUUCAAGGUUCUAAUUAUUUUUUACGCGAACUAAAGAUUAAAGAUGCGAAUAACCUAGUUCGGUCUCAGUGGGUAUUAGGAUAUCUCACUGAAGUGGAUCUCCUACUUCUUUUCGUAGGCAUUCGCCAGAGUUUUAUUGCCGGUAGUCACUUUGUGAUUAAAGAGAAUAUAACAAGUUCGCGAGAAGUCGAAAAAGAUGAUGAGGACUCGUCAGUUGCUAGACCGUUAAAAAUGUACGAAACGUGUUUGAAACAGACUGGAUUCCGCAUCGUGAAAUUGGCUCGUUCUAAAUUGCCUCUCGGCAUGAACUUAACUGAAGAUAAAGGUGUUAGAAUGACAACGCCACCUCCGCCGCCGGCAACACUUGAGGAAAAGAAAAAGCCUCAAUCACCUGUAGCGACAAACGAUACCAACUAA